Elgaria multicarinata webbii is the source of this 6418-nucleotide messenger RNA. RefSeq names its product DGCR8 microprocessor complex subunit (gene DGCR8). Gene Ontology annotation, cellular component: microprocessor complex. Lineage: Eukaryota; Metazoa; Chordata; Lepidosauria; Squamata; Anguidae. Gene Ontology annotation, molecular function: primary miRNA binding; heme binding; identical protein binding. The coding region runs from base 522 to 2843 and encodes 773 amino acids. The record is from RefSeq and is a predicted model, not a curated record. The transcript is spliced from 14 exons. Gene Ontology annotation, biological process: primary miRNA processing.
GCGGCCGUGAAAAGGCGACUUCGCUGAGGGGGCAGGGAGAAAGGGGCGAAAAAAAAGGCUUCCGCGACGGAGAAGACGAGGCGGCGACGAGGAAGAAGGCGCUCCCCCGCCUCAGUUUCUACCCCUUACCCCGCUUUGGUGGCGGUCGGGUGAGGAGAAAACACACCGCGAGCCCUAGAGAGAGGAGCGGCGGGGACAUUCCGGGCAUGGCCCAGGUUGAAAUAAGAAAAGGACACCUGCAUGCGGCCAGUGAAGAUGCUCUUUGCUUCGACACCAGCUAUUUAAGCUGAAUGCAUUGUGAUUUCCAGUAAUUGAGACAGUGAUUCUGAAAGCUGUCUACAUUAAUGAAAAGAACAAUGUAGUCAGCUUAAUUGAAUCAUCAGUGUUGCUUAUUGAAUAGAGCAUGACAAAUCCUGUCUUGAUGGACUUCUGCAUGUUAGGAGUAUAGAUUUAUUUGCCUUUUUUUUUUAAUUUAAAGCCUUGUGGGGUGGUUUGGUUUUGUUUUUUUGUAAGUUUUAAUAAUGGAGAAUUAUGAAAAUGCACCUCCCCUCCCAAAAGAGCCGGCAACAGAAGUGAAUGUGGAGAACCAUUCUUGUCCCCCACCACUGCCGCCUAAUGAACAGCCUCCACCACCUCCCCUGCAAACGUCCAGUGACGCAGAGGUAAUGGACGUUGGCUCUGGUGGUGAUGGACAGUCAGAUACCCCUGCUGGGGACGUGCACACUGUCGACAGAACACAGCUUCUCACAAAGGGAUCUUCAUGCUACAAAAGUCGUCUUAUCGUAGAUCCUAAUAGUGACCAAAGCCCAAGAACUGCUCGUCACGCGCCUUCAGUUAGAAAGUUCACCCCUGAUCUUAAGUUGCUUAAAGAUGUAAAGAUUAGUGUUAGCUUUACAGAGAGCUGCAGAAGUAAAGACAGAAAAGUGCUGUACACUGGAGCUGAGCAAGUUUAUGAGACAGAUUCAGAUUUAGGUAUUAAUAAUGUCAAUGGGGAUAUGCAUGCUUGUCCUCUUGCUGGGGGUAGUAAUGGUCAAACUACAUGUGUAGCUGGUGAAAAUGAUGAGAAAAAGGAGGAUGAAAACGAUGUAGAUCAGGAAAAACGAGUGGAGUAUGCAGUUCUGGAUGAUUUAGAAGAUUUUACUGACAAUUUGAUGGAAAUAGAUGAAGAAGGAGGUUUUACAUCUAAAGCAAUCGUUCAGAGAGACAAAGCGGAUGAAGAGACCUUAAACUAUUCUUAUGAGGAUGAAUUUGAUAAUGAUGUGGAUGCUCUGCUGGAAGAAGGUCUUUGUGUUCCCAAGAAAAGGAGAAUUGAUGAGAAAUAUGGAGGGGAGAGUGACCAUCAGUCUGAUGGUGAAACAAGCGUGCAGCCAAUGAUGACCAAAAUAAAAACUGUUCUUAAAAGUCGUGGCCGCCCUCCUACAGAGCCUUUGCCUGAUGGAUGGAUCAUGACAUUCCAUAACUCAGGCAUUCCUGUAUAUUUGCACAGAGAAUCCAGAGUUGUUACCUGGUCCAGACCUUAUUUCUUGGGAACAGGAAGCAUAAGGAAGCACGAUCCUCCUUUGAGUAGCAUUCCUUGUUUGCAUUAUAAAAAAAUGAAGGAAAAUGAGGAAAGGGAACAAAGUAAUGAUAUCACCCCAAAUGGUGAAGUAUCACCUAUAAAACUCACGGAUAAGUCUUUAGAAUUGGAUUGCCAAACAGAGGAGCCGGACUCCACUGCUGCUGAUUCUGGGACUUUAGAUGAGAAAGACCCAUCUGGGGGAGAUGCAGCACAAGGAGCCUUAGGUCAAGUUAAGGCCAAAGUUGAAGUGUGCAAAGAUGAAUCAAUAGAACUUGAAGAUUUUAGACACUACCUUGAAAAACGUUUUGAUUUUGAACAAGUAACUGUAAAGAAGUUCAGAACCUGGGCUGAGAGACGACAGUUCAACCGCGAGAUGAAGAGGAAACAAGCAGAGUCUGAACGACCCAUUUUACCAGCCAAUCAGAAACUUAUUACUUUGUCUGUACAAGAUGCACCCACGAAGAAAGAGUUCGUUAUUAAUCCCAAUGGGAAAUCUGAAGUGUGCAUCCUGCAUGAAUAUAUGCAACGAGUCCUAAAGGUUCGACCUGUUUACAAUUUCUUUGAAUGUGAGAACCCAAGUGAGCCUUUUGGAGCCUCAGUUAUUAUUGAUGGAGUGACUUAUGGGGCAGGAACUGCAAGCAGCAAGAAACUUGCCAAGAAUAAAGCUGCCCGAGCUACUCUGGAAAUCCUCAUUCCUGAUUUUGUGAAACAGACUUCUGAGGAAAAGCCCAAAGAUAGUGAGGAAUUAGAGUAUUUUAACCAUAUCAGUAUUGAGGACUCACGGGUAUAUGAACUGACCAGUAAAGCUGGACUCUUGUCUCCAUAUCAAAUCCUUCAUGAGUGCCUUAAAAGAAAUCAUGGCAUGGGUGACACAUCCAUAAAGUUUGAAGUGAUUCCUGGUAAAAAUCAGAAGAGUGAAUAUGUCAUGACAUGUGGGAAACACACUGUGCGUGGCUGGUGUAAAAACAAGCGAGUUGGAAAACAGUUGGCAUCUCAGAAAAUCCUUCAGCUGCUUCACCCACAUGUGAAAAAUUGGGGCUCUUUAUUGCGCAUGUAUGGUAGAGAGAGCAGUAAGAUGGUUAAGCAGGAGACUUCUGAUAAAAGUGUGAUAGAACUUCAGCAGUAUGCCAAAAAGAACAAGCCAAAUCUCCACAUUCUGAACAAGUUACAGGAAGAAAUGAAGAAAUUGGCACAAGAAAGAGAAGAAACACGAAAGAAACCGAAGAUGACAAUUGUAGAAUCUGCUCAACCUGGCAGUGAGCCUCUGUGUACUGUUGAUGUGUGACCGGAAGGUGUGAUAAGUGGGGAGCAAUAAAAAAAAAAGUGAAGAAAACUAGUUUUUUCCAACAAUUAAGAAUUAGUUUACUUCAGAAUGCAAAAUAACAAUAAUCCAAGUGGCUCCAAAUAUGCAUUGUUCUUUUGCAACAUGGCAAUAGUACGGAACGUUGCAUUUUUACCUCCCACGAUUUACAUUUAUACCAGAGAGCAAAAUCCUCCGUGGGCCAAUGCAGAGAGGGCAGGAGGCAGGCUUGUUCACAUAACAUAAGCUGAAGCAAGCCACUCCCCUCACCCCAUAAAAGUAUCCAUGCUGUCUUUAAUAGAUGUGUUUAAAGAUUAAAUCCAGAAUAUCUAAGUAAAGGGUGGCGUGAAUGUAUAAUAUAGGAAUAUAACUGUACACGCUCUUGUAGGAACAUGCUGACAACUUUUUCCCCCCGAAGAAGAGCUUUGUUGCAUUUCAGCACAGAAUAAUAUGCACUGAUCAAACACUUUUAACAGCUACAUUGUGGAAAGCAAUGUUCUUAAAUGCCAUUAAUGUUAGGCCAGUAGUGCUGCUUGUUCAUGAAUUUUGACAGGUGUAGGAUUUUUAACAGCCUGGUACACCAAUCUCCUUUUUCUUUGGACAAGAAGAAGGGUACCCGGCACUGUUGAAGCACCAACGUGUGCACCUUUUAAUUGGUUUUUUUUUUUAGCAUAGGAAAAUGAUUGUUUACGUACAAGUCGGACAGUAAUAUAUGGCUCUUCAUGUGCUUGCUACACUGAACCUUGAUGAAGUACCAUUGCUCCGUUCAUAUUGGUGAGCCUUGUGAGAGAACCCUCUACAAGAUUCAUCAGAAUGAACUGAGAAUAUGCAGCAGCAGCACUUAGUGACUUACAUUUUCUGUCACUUUUAAGAUGCCAGUUGAAAAGCAACUUUAAAAUAUACCUGGAGUUCCAUCACUUAAAACAGAAAUGUAAUAGCAUCUCUUGCACCAUAUGGUUUUUUAAACAAAAGAAAAACUGUUUCCUUUGUGGCUUGACUAUUGGAGGUCAGGAAAAUCACUGGAGUAGUUUUAACACUUUUUUUUAAAGUUCUCACUGGCUUUGUUUUACUAAAUGUUUAGCAUUUGCAGAGUAGUUUCUGCUGUGGAAACUAUUAGAAUGUAAGUUGGGGUACAUCAGGGAGGACUUUAAUAAGACCUUCUGCAAACGUUGUAUUGAGUUGAAAUAAAGAACAUAAAUAUGCAAGUGUUGUCUUACAUACAGUUUCUUAAGCUGUCAGUACUUGGCUACAAAAUACUUUUGAGUAGCAAACCCCCCACCCUGCUCUCAUCCAAUAAUUUAUUCCAGAAAUAUAUUUACACUUUUUUUUUACACCAAAAACACUACAAAAAUGGUUAGGUAUCCACUUCAGUGCCACUGACUUUAGCCCCUUUUCUGAAAUAUCUCCUAAUACGUCUUUAAUUGGCAGCGGUCAUUUGGCUUAAGGUAUACCACCUCCAGAUGUCCCCUGCUGCAGCAGGCAGGAAAGUAAUGCAUCAGGAGGCAUAAGGUUCAUUGUUCUACUAGUGAACUACUCAGUUAAACAUCUGAUACAGAUGCCCAUUUGCAAAGCAAUAAUUUUAUCAUGGGGUACAUAUAAGACUUGGUAGACCAGUUAUUUGUAUAGUCUUAAAACCACCUUUCUAUGCCUAAUUUGUAAUCCAGGGAAAUGCUCAGAUUCUCUUACAGUUAUGUACCCUUUAUGAUGUACGUUACUGCUUGGCAAAUAGCCAUUUUGAUUCACCCAGUUUUGGGCCACCAAUACUGAGAGAGCUUGGUGUGCAUGGGAGAUUCCAUGUAAUAUUGGAAACAAAUCAUUUAAUGAAAUGCUAUUGAACAUUUGCCCAAGCUGAUAGUGUUUCUAUUGAGCCACAGGAGGCAGAUUACUUGGAGGUCUGUGUUUCCAGUAUGUCAUGCUUAUUCCUAGUAAUCUUCACAGUAGUAAUGAGCCUAUGCGAACACUGUGACUUUUACCUGUUGCCACUCCAGCUGAAAUGUUUUUACCUGUACACAAACAAUACUUGCAGUGCAAAUAAAUUUGCUCCUUCGCCAUCUCUCCUGAAGACAUUAUUUGCAGCUCCUACAACGGAUGAGUAGGACAUUGUUCUAAAUGCAGUGCCGCUGUGUUAUGUUCUAGUUUUAGGCUUCAUCUUUGUUGAUUACUGAUCUCAUAGUAAAAAGUUAAUGAAGGCAAAUAGCCUUCUUUGCCUUUUAAAAUAGUUUUUUUUUUAACACGUGCAUCAUACUUUUAUCGGGGUGGGUGGGGAAGCGUGGUGUGUUUGUCAGCACUUCCCCAGCACAUCACACACACCCUGCAUAUUCCCCCCCCCCCCAAAUCAGAAUGUUUUGCAGGCUUAUCUGCACAGUAUCCAUGAAUGCCUCAUUCUAGAAGUGUUUGCCACACUGACCAUCUUUAGUCUUACCUCAGUCUGCCAAGAUCUGAAAUCCUACAAAGGUUACCACUGCCCUUAAAACAUUGAGAUACAUCAUUGUGAACCAAAGGCUAGUACAAAUUAUGCAUUCUUUAAAAUAAAAUAAAAAUUUAUGUGCUGCAGCCUCUCUGGCAAGAUGUUCUGACAAAGCGCAAUAAGUGCUGGAACAAACUAUGUAACUGCUGUUGUCACUGUGAAGUAUUCUUGUAUUUCUGAUGUUUACUAUUGUUUGAGGUGUAAACAGUCUUGCAUUUGCACAUAAGCACAAGCUGCUAUGAUAGAAGGUGGGUUGUUACAUUAACCUCCGCUUCUGCAUGAAUACUUAUGCAGUGUGAUUCAAGACAUCCGAAAUUGUUGCGUAACUUGUAACGUGUGGUUUUUCUAGUUAUUUGACUGUCAUGGUUUCAGUCCUAACAAUGCCUAAAGCAGAACUGCUUCAAGACCUGUUUUUUUUUCCUUCAUUAGAUGAAUACACUAAUAUGGAUGAACUUCACAAAUAAGCAACCAUUCCAUCCUCUAGAAAUAGCUUUUGCUUUGCAUAUUAUGUGCUGCUUGAGAGAUGUAAGAUACUGACUGGAAAGAUACAUUUUGUGCUUGUUUGAAUGUUUAAUAUUGGGUGGAAAGUUACUCACUUCAGUGGGAAAUCAGAUGCUACCCACUUAAAACUACUAGUGGCUCAACUAAGCUUAAUUAACAGAUUUAGUGCUUGGAUUCUCAGCUGCUGGAACCAAAUCUACUGUUCUAACAGUUGUAACACUUGCAAAAAGUAUUUCCUUCUAGCCCAGUUUCCAUUUUAUACUAGUCUGUAUGCUUGAGUUUUGAGGAAAGAACUGGGAAAUUAAUAGCACCUGUGGGAACAGUUCCAAAUUAAGCCAAUCUGCCUGCCAUUUGGAACAACUUACAGUGAUUAAUUACAGUAUUGUAUUUUGAACAUGAAUGUGACCAACUUGAUGUUACUGGAUGCUGUAUGAAUUAUAUGUCGAGUGCAGUUCCUUGAUGCCAGUAAUCAGUUGGUACAAUUAUAAAGCCUCCUUCAUCGAGUCUCUGUUUUAGGUCUUUGAAUACUUGUGUUUCUCCCCCAAAUAUUAGUUUUGAGCAAUAAAGUUUGAUAUUGCAUAAGAUUCUGUGA